This is a messenger RNA of Solanum tuberosum (potato), 317 nucleotides long. RefSeq names its product 1-aminocyclopropane-1-carboxylate oxidase homolog. The transcript has a single exon. Lineage: Eukaryota; Viridiplantae; Streptophyta; Magnoliopsida; Solanales; Solanaceae. The coding region runs from base 3 to 317 and encodes 104 amino acids. The record is from RefSeq and is a predicted model, not a curated record.
CUAUGUCUGUUGCUGAAGAUUCUCAAGCUGAAUUAGCAAUGGAUUAUGAUCGAUCGAAGGAGAUAAAGGCUUUUGAUGAUACAAAAGCCGGUGUUAAGGGACUUGUUGAUGCUGGAAUUGUGGAAAUUCCAAGAAUGUUCAUUAGGCCAACUGAUGAACCUGCUGAGGUAUUGAUUCAGGGGAAGUCAACUCUACAGGUUCCAGUGAUUGAUAUCAGUGGCUUAGAAGUUGAAGAUGCGUGUAAGAAGAUUGUCGAUGAAAUAAGGGAAGCAUCAAAGAAGUGGGGCUUUUUCCAACUGAUAAAUCAUGGGGAAUGA